AUCAAUAAUGACAAUAAACUUCAGUUCUUCAUGAAAAUUUACCGAGGAAUUCAUUUCGUUAGAAAUGUGAGAACUGUAGUUCUGGUUCUGACGAAUUCAAAAUGACUUCAUUAAAGCAAGCAUGAAAGAUUUUAGCAAGUAUUAUCACGAUGUGAUUUGAAGUUACGAUGCGAAUGAAUGGCCUUUACAUACUUGUGACAUUCGUUGUUACUGUGAACAGUGUUCUUGUUUCUAAAGCCAGUGUUGAAGAAAGAAACAUUCGGCAAACCAGAUCUUCUGGUAAACGAGACAAUGGGUUGAAAAAUGCUGAAGUUUUGUAUCAUGGAUCAAAAGGCAAACGACACAGCUCACCACUGGCUAAAAACAAUUUUAAAAAACACAGAAACGAUGACAACCAUUUAGCAGAAGAACAUGGACACAAAGAAAAGCUUGCUGCACGGAAGAAGGGAGAAAGAAAGUCAAAGCAUCGUACAGGGGUGCAAAAAACAUCGCACAGAACACGUACACAAGAUUCAGAUGACAUUUUAUCAAAAAUCAAAAAGGAAUAUACUUCAAAACACUCUCGUAAAUCAAUAAACAAGGAAGGGGAUAUUUUUAAGAAUGAUAAACGGUUCAAGGAUAAUAAUCGGGGCAAGGAGAUACAAAUCAAAGAAGCUGGUGGGGGAUCAGAUACGAAGGAAGACAGAUGGAAAAAUAAGAAGGAAAAUGCUGCCUCUGAGGAUGAAAAAGAGUUUCCUAUUUUACACAAGAUACUGUAUGAUAAGAUGAAGGAUAAAAUCAAGAGCAAGCUGGGAAUGAAGAAGAAAGAUGAUGAUGGUAAAAGUGGGGAAAAGGAAGCAACCUCGAGCAAUGAUCACAGUGUUUCGAAUUCAAACAAAAAAAUGCCUGAAACAACAGCAAGCAAAGAUAGUGAGACAUCUGAUAAGAAAGAUGAUAAAAAGAUGAAGAAAAAACAUCGUAAAUAUAACGAUGAUGUUCAUCAAAAAAAGAAAAAGAAACAUCGUAAAUAUAACGACGAUGAUGCCUCGAAAUUCCUCAACGAAACAGAAAUGAGAGCACUUCGCGAUGCUCUGCUUCUUCAUCCCUUUAAUAUUUGGAAGUUUAAAGAUCGUUUCAAUUCAAUGUCUGAUCUUGGUAUCCACGAAGCUUUGCUUCAAGAUGUCGUUGAAAACAGAUGGAAUAGACGACUGAAACAUAAACUAUUUAAAGUGUUUAAAGGCGAGAAUAUUCAUAUGGCUGUUAUAGGAGGAUCAAAUACCGCUGGAGGGGGGAUACAACAGGAUGAAGGGAGAACAGACGGGAUAUUCUUUCGAGUUAUCUUAGACUGGUGGCAAAAGACGAUAACUCCACUAACUGGUUCCCAUCUGAAAACUCGUCAGAUUGCAAUGGGUGGCACAGGAAGUGAUUUCUUUCAAUAUUGCCAUCGUUCGUAUGUUCAGAAGGACGUUGACUUAAUCUUGCUUGAGAUGUCAGUAAAUGAUCUUCAUGAAUUACCGAACAAUGUUAAUUUGAGCCUUCCUAUCGAGCAGCUCACCCGACAACUCUUGGAAUAUCCGACUGAGCCUGCGUUGUUAUACGUCAACCUGCUCAGUGGUCGUUCCUAUUACCAAGGCUGCACGAAUCUCGAGGAUUUUGGCCAGCGGCUGUUGUCGGAUGCUUACGAAGUCACUACUUUCAGUUGGCGCGAUGCUGUUUGUCCUGUGAUUGAUGGAAAAUUCCGCGUUCCUUUGAAAGGCUGCACCGUUAUCUGUAAGGAUGGUCACCAUAUCAAUCAACUCGGACAUGCGCACAUUUCCCUUAUGGUUAUCAAUCUAUUUCGUGAUCUCCUAUUGGAUAAUAUGGAUCACGUGCACGAGCUUUCCCGGCUGGUGUUCCACGAUGAAGUGAUCUUGCCCAAACCUGUCUUUAUUGCCCGACAAAGCAAGGUUAUCACUGACCCAGUAUGCUGGACUACAGUCACUCCGAACUACAAAAGAAAAAUUAUAACAAACGGCAUGGAAGUUGGAGUGAUGGAAAAUUACGGUUUUGACUAUGUUCAUGAUAAAGCUAUUGGCGGUGGACAUUGCCACACGGCAGAAGCAUGCCGCGCAGAUGCGUAUAGCGGAUGGACGGGACAAGAUGUCGGCGCCAGCUUGACUCUCUCGUUUACAGUCCCCCCGCUUGGUCAUAAACGGCGGAUCCAAAGUCGCUCAGUCGUCUUCGCGACGCGGACAUGUUGGAAAUGCGGAGUCGCGGAAGUAUGGCUUGAUGAUGACGUCGUGAAUAGACGACAGAUAAGAGCGCAAAGUCAGUACGCACAGACAUUAUCACAGAUCAUAGCAUUAAGAGUAAACCCCGGCGAUCACACGAUGAGCGUGAAAGUUGUUCAUCCAGGGCUCUUUACCGCAGUGGGGGUGAUGCUGGGGCCACCCGAUGGCCCUUAUUAGGCGGCGGUGGAUAGGGGGAGUGGCGAUUGCACUACUCUAGAAAGACAACAUUAUUAUCAAAAUAUUAGUUCUAAAUGUAAUUUCAGAUCUUGUCUGAAUGGAACUCCAACAUUAAUGAGUCUAGUUAAGAAAUUUUUGUAAAUAGCCAGUAGAACUCUUACGAGUUUUAAUGCAUGAAUAUAAAAAACUUUAAAGUUUUUUUAUCCUAUCUUUUUCCUACCAUAUAAUGUACAGGUCAAACACGCAAGCAUAGUUCUUAUUUUGAUUAGCGCAUUAAUUAAUUAGCAUUUUAUGCGUAUUAGCUUGUUCGCUUUGCUUAGCAAUCAAAGUGACGUAAUACAAAUAAACUUUAAUGUGCAUUGAGUGAACUAUUCGCAACC
Dendronephthya gigantea is the source of this 2806-nucleotide messenger RNA. RefSeq lists its product as uncharacterized. The coding region runs from base 168 to 2426 and encodes 752 amino acids. The record is from RefSeq and is a predicted model, not a curated record. NCBI's taxonomy places the organism in Eukaryota, Metazoa, Cnidaria, Anthozoa, Malacalcyonacea, Nephtheidae. The transcript is spliced from 2 exons.